Messenger RNA from Xenopus tropicalis (tropical clawed frog), 2329 nucleotides. RefSeq lists its product as uncharacterized. Gene Ontology annotation, molecular function: metal ion binding; zinc ion binding. Bases 100 to 2193 code for a protein of 697 amino acids. The transcript has 10 exons. The record is from RefSeq and is a predicted model, not a curated record. Lineage: Eukaryota; Metazoa; Chordata; Amphibia; Anura; Pipidae.
AGCAGGAAAUAACGGAGAUGUUGCGGAAAGGCAUUUUGUACUGUUUGUAUAAAUACGCCAUAUGAAGUUGUAGGGCUGUGUGAUGGUUAGCGCAGAGACAUGGAGGCGAGUCUGACGUGCGCUGUGUGUCUCAACCUGUUCAGGGAGCCCGUAACCCUGCCGCUCUGUUCGCACAACUUCUGUAAGAGCUGCGUGUUGGAAUGCGCUGCCCCGGAGCUACGGACCGUACAUGUCUCCCCUGUGAGCGCUGCCGGUGCCUCUGCCCUACUCACGGUGCAGUGCCCGCUCUGCCGCAAGGUCAGCUAUCUGGCUGGCGGGUUAUCCUCCCUGCCCGUCAAUACCACUCUGGCGGAGGUGGUCCGGCUCAUGGGGGCCACAAAGCAAGACGAGCGGGGCCAUGAAGUGGAGGGAAGAGCAUGUAGCUCGGAGGAGUCUGGGCACAAGCGGAACCUGGCUCCCUGCCUGGAGCACCCCGAGCAGCUGCUGGAGCUUUACUGUAAGAACUGCACGGCGCCGUGCUGCGGCAAGUGUGUGUCCGACAGGCACCAGGGCCUCUUCCACAGCAUCAACCUGCUGGAAAUGGUCUAUCAGGAGGAGAAGCUAACCCUUUUUAGCAGUAUAAAGAAACUUCGAGAAGUUCAUGAGAAGCUCAUUAAAGAAGCCAGUGACGACGAAAGAGACAUUGAGGAUGCUUUUAAAACCCACCUCAGCCUCCUCAAGUCUGCAUUUGAAGAGGUUCAGAAGGCUUUGGAUCUAAAGAAGACACAGCUAUUGGAGCUAACUGCGCAACAACAGAACACCAAAUUGAAGGAGUAUAGGGUGUGGAAACAAAUGCAGACUCAUCAUAAGAAUACUAUUGAAUGCCUUCUCAAGGACUGUGAGAGCAUUGUUGAUGAAUUUGAACCCAAAAGUUUUCUUAAGGUGGCAUGCGAUUUAAAUAAAAGGAUGAAGUCUAGCCUUGACAUUAUGGGAUUUACCUCUGAUUCCAAUAAAACGAAGUUCAAGUGGGAACCAACCAAAUUAGAUUUUAAACCUGCACUGGAUGCAAUAUCUGCAUUGAAUAUUUCAGAAGGAAAGCCUAAUGAUUUCUUUACUAAAAGACAAGAAGAUUCAGAUGGAAACUUCUCAUUUAAAUCCAUAACUAGAUUGUGGAAGCAUGGAGGAAAUUCCUGCUGUGAUAAGUAUUCUCACAUUGAAGAUGAAGAGCUGAUGGUAAUUCGUGGUCAAGUGCACAAAUCUGGUGUUCGUUAUAUAUCCAUUUCUGUAAUGCCUGAAUUCCAAGCCUUGAGUUAUGAGGAACUCCGAUUAAAGUGCUAUAAUGAUUCAACAAAAAUCAGCAGUAAUAAUGAGGUAUUUUCUGCACCUGUAAAGCAAACAGUUGUGAUGUGUAGAGAUUUGGACAAGCUGCACUUGCGAACAAACAGAAUACAUAGACUGAGGGAGUUCAGGCUUAGAAGACAAGAUGGUUUCGAUGAGAGUUCAAGUUCAUUUAUUUGUGCCAAUAACGCAUGGAGACCGGACCGUGAAAAUAGGCACCAGCAGCCAGAUAAUGGAUUGCCACAUGCGAAAGAAAGUGAGGGUGCAAAAAAGGAAAAUUCUUUGCAUGGCCGCUUAGGAGGCAUUAUAUCCAAAGCAUCACACCCUUCAAACUGGAUGCUUCCUGGUAUUACACAUGGCACUGGCUCCACAGCAGAAAGAAGCAUAUCUGCUGCUAUUCCUUCUACUUCCGAAGCUAUUGAUAACCAUUCCAUAGAACGUGGUUUCGCUAUCAGAUCUGUGCCAAAUAACUUUGUCAUUGGAAAGGCAGGAGCUGCAUUGAGUCAUAGAAGUAACAAUAAGAAUAAACACCAAGCAACUUUCUGCAAAUGGUUAAAAAGUGCAAAUGUCCCCCCUAAAGCACCUGCUCCAUUUUGCUCUGAUGUCUCCUUUACAUUUACUGGCAACCCAUUUUUUGUGUCAUCUGGCAAUGCUAGCCGUGAAAAUGCUGGCUUUUCAUUAACCAUUCCAAUUGGUCACUCAAUAAAUACAGAGGUAAAUGAAGCUUCGUGCCAUUUGUCUGCAAAUUCAACAUCAUCUGAAGAAUUUUUUGAUGCAAAUUCUAACCCAGAUUCUGACAGAGAAGAUAUGAAUGAAGAGGCCAUUCCAGAUAACUCCUUUCAAGAGGAUGAAUCUGUUACUCCACAUAGGACAUGAAUAUAGCAAUUCAACUUUCUUCUAGCAUGAGUACAAAAUCAGACUUGGCUGGAACAAAAGAAGAGAAUUGUUUAAUUGAAUUGGGUUGAGAGUUUCAACUGAACAUCUGAAAUAAAAUGUGCCAAAUUGGUCUUAU